UAACCCGAUACGAAUUAAGCUCAAUUUAUUACUACUACUAGCUAUGAGAAAUGCUAUCAUCAAUUCGAAGAUUGUCAAUGUCAAUACUAUCUAUUUCAUCAUUUCAAUCUCCAAAUUCACUUCACAAAUUACUCAUAAUGGAUUCCUCCUCCUCCUCAUCAUCAUCUAAAAGUUCUCAAAGAUUAUUUUGCUUAGCUCAACAAUUACGUCUUUACAAAGCACCACCACCACCACCAUUUCUUGAUGAUGACACGGAUUUCGAGGAGCAGAAAUUGGAAGAGAGUGCUGGGAAAGUGGUUUCUCAAUUGGGUUUUCAAGAAUCAGUGACACCAGUUGGUGCUGUAAAGCAAGAGAGAUUUAAACCAAAAAGAGCAGCUGUUUUGAUCUGUUUGUUUGAAGGGGAUAAUGAUGGGGAACUAAGAGUUAUUCUUACUAAGAGGUCUUCCAAGCUAUCUACUCACUCUGGUGAAGUCGCAUUGCCGGGAGGAAAAGCAGAAGAAGGAGAUACAAGUGAUGCUGACACUGCAACCAGAGAAGCAAAGGAGGAGAUAGGACUAGAUCCUUCAUUGGUUAAUGUUGUGACUUGUCUUGAGCCAUUCUUGUCUAAGCAUCUUCUUAGAGUAAUUCCUGUGAUUGGGAUACUCUCCAAUAAAAAGGAAUUCAAUCCCACUCCUAAUGUCUCUGAAGUAGAAGCAGUUUUCGAUGUCCCAUUGGAGAUGUUUCUCAAGGACGAGAAUAAGAGAUCGGAAGAAAGAGAAUGGAUGGGAGAAAAGUAUUUAAUUCAUUUGUUCGACUACGAGAUGGACAACAAGAAAUACUUGAUAUGGGGUCUAACUGCUGGGAUUUUGAUUAGAGCAGCAUCAAUUGUGUACCAGAGACCACCUGCUUUCUUGGAACAAAAUCCUAAAUUCAAGCUCCCUAAGGUUGAAUGAGUUCUCCUACUUAAUAGGCUAGUCUUUUCGGUUGGGUGCUCGCGUUCAAUCUGCAACGACUGGUAGCAGAUUUGACCAACGUUUGAGGCCGCGACUCAGAGUACGGUCUGGUAAAAUGAGAAGUCAGCCAUAACCAAUUGGGCCAGAGAGGUACUAGAAGUGGUGAGUUGAAUCCAAAAAGUGGUACAGAUUGUAAUCAACAAGGUCGUUGGUCCUCAAGUAGGGCGAUUAUUGUGAGUGUCUCAUUUAACAAUCUCUAUCUGCUAAACUUGAUAGACUUUGGAGAAGAUGGAUCUAACGGAAACUCAUAUUUGGAGAAGCAAUUUAUGUUAGUAUUUUCUAUUUAUUUCUUGAAUUUAUUGUAGUGUUUUGAGGUGUAAUUUAGUAGCCAACAACCUAUGUGUAUAAAGCCGCUGGUUGAUGUAGGCACUAGAUUAGGUGCUGGCUUCUCUAUUGUCUAUUGAUUUAUUUACCUUAUGCCUAUAGAAAGUGGAUGAAACUUGAGGAAUAAUGG
This is a messenger RNA of Lycium barbarum (goji berry), 1446 nucleotides long. Its product is annotated as nudix hydrolase 15, mitochondrial-like. Gene Ontology annotation, molecular function: acetyl-CoA hydrolase activity; coenzyme A diphosphatase activity. The transcript has 5 exons. Gene Ontology annotation, biological process: coenzyme A catabolic process. The record is from RefSeq and is a predicted model, not a curated record. The coding region runs from base 51 to 932 and encodes 293 amino acids. Lineage: Eukaryota; Viridiplantae; Streptophyta; Magnoliopsida; Solanales; Solanaceae.